Oreochromis aureus is the source of this 2952-nucleotide messenger RNA. Its product is annotated as GTPase IMAP family member 3-like. NCBI's taxonomy places the organism in Eukaryota, Metazoa, Chordata, Actinopteri, Cichliformes, Cichlidae. Bases 146 to 1264 code for a protein of 372 amino acids. The record is from RefSeq and is a predicted model, not a curated record. Gene Ontology annotation, molecular function: GTP binding. The transcript is spliced from 5 exons.
ACUCUUACCUGUGCAGCUGACACUGCAUUUAUAACACCAUAGCUGACACACCUCCAGUAGUUGCACAAAAGGUUCAUAUAUUACAAAGACAGAGCGACACAGUCUGCACACAUCCACACAGCCUUUGCCUGCACCAAAAAGAAGCAUGUCGUACACCAAGAUUUCAGUUGUCAUCUUUGGAAACACAGAGUCUUUGAAGAAAGCUCUAAUAACCAACAUCUUGGGGAAAGAUUUGUCUGUGCUACCCAUGAGAAAGAUUCUGAAAAACACUGAGAUAUAUGAGAAUUACACAUAUGAGAUCACAUGUACACCUGACUUUGACAUAUUCUGUGAUGACAUGAAGGAACUAUUUUCUAAGAAUUCCCACAGUGACAUGUGUUUGUUGGUGGUAGAGGAUGGGUUUUCACCAGAAAAUGUGGGAAAGCAAAUAGACGAUUUGAGCAAGAAAACUGGAAAACCAAGAGAAGAGUUCACAGUUGUACUGCCACUGACAUAUGAACCCUCAGAUUACUGUUUCAAAUCCUGCCCCAUCCAGCAGCUUUUCAGUGAACUGGACAAACUGGCUAAACACAGACAACCUCAAUCAACAGAUAACAGCAGCGGCCAUGGAUUACAAACUAUGUCAAACAUGCCAAAGACAGGUGGCAGUCAUGGCAAAGAUUCCUUCACUGACCCCAAGAAGUGUUUAAAAAGAAAACACACUGGUACUACAGUAAACCUUGUUCUACUGGGAAUGGCUGGAACUGGAAAGAGUGCAAGUGGAAACACCAUCCUCGGAAAGAAGAGCUUCAUGUCUAAACCCAGUUCAAAGCCGGUCACCACAGAAUUCCAGGUGGCAGAAACUGAGAUGAAUGACUUACGUGUACGUGUGAUUGAUAGCCCAGACAUCUUUGAUGAUGACACUGAAGCAUCAGUUUGGGACAAACAUGUAAAAAAGUGUAAACAGCUCUGUGAGUCAGAACCCUGCGUGUAUGUACUCGUGAUGCAUGUGAGCAGAUUUACAGAUUGUGAGAAAGACAUCAUGGAAAAGUUAGAAAAAGCUUUUGGGAGAGAAGUUAAAGAAAAAACAGUUGUUCUGUUCACACGGGGAGACGACCUGCAGCAGGCAAAAAUGAGCUUGAAGGAUUUCCUGCAUUCCUGCCAACCUGGUCUGAGGGAAAUAGUUGAAAAGUGUGGAAACAGGUGUGUUCUCUUUGAGAACAGCAGGUUGAGUUCACAGGAAGUUGGAAAGCUGAUUGACACGGUGAUCAGGCUGUUAGAAUAACAGGCAAUAUAACCUCAGGGGUCAGAUAAGAUUAAUAAAGCAGAUGUUUUCUGUAACAAUGCAAAUUGGUAGACAAUACAGGCAGAGAUGUAUGGUUAAAAUUUGUUCAUUUUAAAUUGUUUUACUGAAUUGGUCAAAUAAAAAAAGCUUAGCGCUUUGUGAGGAUCUAUAAAAUGUAACAAAUUAACAAAUUCAUAUAAAAACGGACAAAUUAAUGUUGAAUGCCUCUUGAUGCAUCCUCAAUCAUCCAGAUAAGGAAAUCUGAAAAAGUUGAUUGUGUUCAUCUGGACGUAGCGUUUUCAGUGGGAGAAAUUUUUCGUCACUCAUCCAAGUGACUUCUUCAGUCUCAGCUGACUGCAGGUUUCCCCAAUCUUAUAAACAGUACGUGCACCCCGUGCACGUUGGUGUAAGCUUUAUCCAGGCAGUUAUGUCCUCUUGUUGGGAAGUUCACAUGCUGAUGGAAUUUGGGGAGAACUGUCUUGAGAUUCUUGUGGUUGAAGUCGCUACGACAAAGAAACCUUCCGGGUGCGCAGUCUGGAGCUUGUUGAUAGCUUGAGACUGUUCUGCUAGUGCCAAGUUAGCAUUAGCAUUUGGUGGAAGAUAUACUGCUAUUACAAGUAGCGAGGAAAACUCUCUCGGUAGGUAGAAAGGGCGACACUCCACAAUUUAAAAAAUCCACCUGGGGUGAGCAGUGGUGACUCACUUCAGCUGAGUUCAUGCACGAUAGUUUGUUGAUGUAUAUGCACAAACCACCACCCCGGCUCUUGCCAGAUAAGGAGCCUUUCUGUCGGCUUGAUAGCAUGCUAGCCCGGUUAGCUGGAUAGCCGAGUCAGCAAUGUCCACAUUCAGCCAUGUUUCCGUGAGGAUGUAAACACAACAAUUCUUAAAUUCACUUUGGGUCGAGUGCUGGAGCCACAGAUAAUCCAUUUUACUGUCCAGGGAGCGAACGUUAGAGAGCAGGAUGGAUGGGAGUGCUGGUUGGAAAGGGUUAGCCUUUAGCCUAGUGCUAGCACCGGCACGCUUUACUCGCUUUUUUUUUAGGUGUGCAGCGCUUGCAUAUUGGCCAGCUGUGCCUCGCUGCCUCGGUGGGGGGGUGGAGUUAUUAUAUAGAUUAGUAGUGUUAGCUUGCUGCAUUAUAUAGAACAAUAGUAAUGUCUUGCUGCAUUAUAGUAUAAGAUUAUUAUCUUAGGGUCAGGCCUUCGUGUAAGGACAGGGUUCUGUUUAGCUGUAGGAGAAAAAGUAGUCAGACAGAGAGCAGCAUUUAAAGGAAAUGGUACAGAACAAACAGCGCUAAUGGCUGUCUAACACAUCUAACACAUCUGGAUAAGUAUAGACAAAGAUAUAGAUCAGUGUAGAUUAGAAAGUAGAACUAAGUAGUGAAGCUUAAGUUGCAUAGAGAGUUCGUGUGAAAGUCACCCACACAUAGAGGAAAUGAAGGCAUGUGCAGGGAAAUAGAAAUAGAAGUUGGGGCAGAUAACCAUACAAGGAGGUGUGUGUAUUGAAACUGUGCAUGAAGAAUGGGGCAACAACACAGAGUACUAAGAAAACAGGAUAGGCAAAUGCUGAAUGAGGAACUCUGAAAGAAGUAUAAAUGUAACGGAUCCAGGGACUGCCCCUCAGAUCUGCUUAGGCUGUUAUGCUGUGCAUGUCUGCCAUGUACAUGGUGAAAUAAAGAAUUGUUGAAUUGA